UCGUUCAGAGCGCCGACUUACAGGGCGGGUUUAUUUUUAAGCAGGCGGGGAGCUCAGUGAGAACCUAAUGAAAGACACAGCAGUCCUGCAGAGUUGUUGGUCAUAAAGACCCUUUUGGUUAACAAGGCAUCGCUUCACUGUCUCUCCCCGUUGAUGGCUGCGAAAUGCUCGAUCCGUCCGGGGUUUUCUCUGAGCUGCUGUAACCGUAGAUCACCCUAUCUGCGCUGGACGGCGUCCAGGCGGCGAGCCUCCUUACCCUAACCCUAACCCUGCCCUGCCCCGACGCCAGGCCUCCUCGGCGCGAGGAUCUUCGUUUGAGAGGAACGCCUCUUUGGGUGGCUGUGACAGGGGGGAAUUAGGCGAGAGAUGCGGGCCCACUUGCCCUGCGUAGGGGCUUAUCUUGGGCUAAGCUGAAGGGACUAAUAGCAAAGCCUGCCUUCGCUCCAGCCGGUCUGAGGGCACAGGGAGCCAUCUGUCCACUCUGUGGAUCACUGGAAAAAACAAAGGGAGCAAACACUGAGCACAGACCUCCAACUAAAAAAGGCCAGUCAUUUCAGAGAUACCACGACCAAAAGAAGAGGAGCAAGGCAGAGGGAAACUUGAAGAGCAUCUAUCCUAAAGAUCUGAAACCAGGGAGGAUGUCCGACAAGGAAGAAACGGCCCUGGACGGCGGUCUGAACGUCACGCUGACGCUGAGGCUGCUGAUGCACGGGAAGGAAGUGGGGAGCAUAAUUGGAAAGAAAGGAGAAACGGUAAAGAAGAUGAGGGAGGAGAGCGGCGCCCGCAUCAACAUAUCUGAGGGAUCGUCUCCUGAGAGGAUAGUGACGAUCACAGGACCCACGGAGGGAAUCUUCAGAGCUUUCUCCAUGAUUGCACAGAAGUUUGAGGAGGACAUCACCGCCGCCAUGACAAACAGCAACGUGACAAGCAAGCCACCUGUGACACUUCGUCUGGUUUUCCCAGGGAGCCAGUGCGGCUCGCUCAUCGGCAAAGGAGGCUCCAAGAUCAAGGAGAUCAGAGAGACCACAGGCGCCCAGGUUCAGGUGGCAGGAGACAUGCUGCCGGACUCCACGGAGAGGGCCGUCACCAUCUCCGGCACUCCGCAGGCCAUCACUCAGUGCGUGAGGCACAUCUGCUCCGUCAUGCUGGAGUCUCCACCGAAAGGAGCCACCAUCCCUUACCGGCCCAAGGUCCUCCCCGUCGGAGCUCACGCCGUGCUGGCCCCACAGCACUCUGCACAAGCGUUUGCCAUCCCGGGACAGUACGCGUUCGCACACCAAGAUUUGACCAAGCUUCACCAGUUGGCUAUGCAGCAUAUCCCCCUCCCUUCCCUUGGGCAGAGCAACCCUACCUUUCCUGGAUUGGAUGCUUCUGCACCCACGAGCACACAGGAGCUGGCGAUACCUAAUGAUUUUAUUGGCUGCAUAAUUGGACGACAAGGCAGCAAGAUCAAUGAGAUUCGGCAGGUCUCUGGAGCUCACAUCAAAAUUGCCAGCGCCACUGAUGGCUCAGCCAUGCGCCAAGUCACGAUCAGCGGCUCGCCGGCCAGCAUCGGCGUGGCCCAGUACCUCAUCAACGCCAGCUUAGAGAUGGCUAAAUACACCAUGCAGGUUGCAUCCUCCGCGUCCCCCGUUGACCUCAACAUGAGCUUCUCUCAGACUGUCCCCACCGUCUCAUCUGCUGCAAACUCCAUGGCCGUCCUGGCGUCCACCAACCCAGCCUCCUCUACCAUUAACGUCCACUCCCCCUCCGCCUUACAGGGAAUCCAGGGCCAGCACUACGCCCUCCCUGUUUCCAGCCUGUUUGGCAUGAAAACCCUCCCUGUCCUGACCGUCCACCCAGGAGCAGCGUCCGGCCUGUCUCAGGGGUUAGCCACCUACACUGCUAAAAUGGCGAGCUCUGGAGGAAAAAAAUCUGAGCGGCAGAAGUUUUCUCCUUAUUGACGCUGCCUCGCCAAGUCUACGGGGCCAGUCAGAAAUUUACAUACACUUUUUUUAGGGUCAAGUUAUACUUACAGCGUCUAAUAGACAAAGAAAUCACAAGUGAUGUUUGCUUAAAUGUCUGGAUAUUUGGGAAGUCAUUUUAUCAGAAAGGGUAAAGUUUGUUCAAUUUAGCUGGUUUUCUGCCACCUAUCUGGCUUUUAAAGUUGUCCACAAAUUUUCAAAGGGUUUGAGGUCAGGGCUGUUUCAGAGGCUUGCAUGUUGGCUUAAAGUUAGCUUAAUGUUAGCUUCAAAUUAGCUUCAUGUUAGCUUCAUAUUAGCUUAAUGUUAGCUUAACAUUAGCUGAAUGUUAGCUUCUUCUUAGCUUUACAUUAGCUUAAUGUUAGCUUCACAUUAGCUAAAUGUUAGCUUCAUGUUACUUCAUGUUAGCUUCACAUUAGCUUCAUGUUAGCUUAACGUUAGCUUCACGUUAGCUUCAUGUUAGCUUAAUGCUAGCAUGUUUAUCCAUUCAAACGUAUGUAUGACUGGGAUCAAUGCCCUUUUGAAACACCCGGUUCAGGUUGCAUCUGUCUUGUCCAGUUGAUAAGUGGUCCUCUUCCUUCACUGUGCAAUGCACCAGUUUAACUGGCACCAUAAACAGCCCCAAAGCAAGAUGCUGCUUUAUUUGCGGGCAACAGUGGCACAGGAGCUAAGGAGUUAGAUCCCAUGCCCUGGCUGUCUAAGUCGUUGUAUCUCUAGGCAAAGGCACUUCACCAGCAUUGCCUGCUGCUGGUGGUCAGAGGGCCCGGUGGCACUGACGUAUGAUAGCCUCGCUUCUGUCGGUCUGCCCCAGGGCAGCUGUGGCUACAAUGUAGCUCACCACUGUCAGUGUGUGAAUGACUGCAUGUUGGGGUUCUCAGGACUUGAUAAAGCGCUAUACAAGUACAGAUCAUUUAUACUUGACAAUUAAUCCUCUUUUUUAAUUUAAAAUCCUUAAGUCCACCAAAACAUGUAGCUGACAUAAUUGUGGUCAAACAGCCCAAUCUUUAGCUCUUCUGCUACUAAAACUUUCCACCAGAUUAGGUUGUGCAUGGUAGAAAUUUCAGAUUUGCUUGAAAGUGUAAAUCUUUCAGUCCAUGUUGUUGACAGUGACACCAGUGGAUUGUCGCUUGCUUAUGAUUGGCUGGCUUUGGGGUUGUUAUUAAGACUCCUGACCACAUGGAUCUCAAGCUGUUGUAGAACUACCACAGUUGGUACUUGGCCUUCCCUCAGGGCAAAUACUGGAGGCAAAUUAGCCUCACUUUAGAGCUCAUCAGUCCAGUCAGUCAAGAUGAUAAGUAUUUAAAGAAUAAUCCCUUUUAUGUCAAACAGAUACUCUAAGUGCACUAGACAAGGAUUGUAAUAAACCUCUUCUGAAGUCAGGAUCUAUUAAUAACUACAAACCCAACUUAGCCUGUCCUAAUUGUGGGAAAACACAAUAACCAUGGUAACUACUAUUAGCGACACAAGUAAACAGAAUCAUGUCUCUGGAGUUUCAGAAAACACAAAAACUCAUGUUUGUGAGUAGAGAUUGUGCAGUACUGUGUGUGUAGGAGAUUUAUUAGGUUAGAGAGUGCCACAAGUGUGAAUGACCUGUCAUCUGCUGCAGCUACAGAUAAGUUUUAAUCAAAUAGCUGCCAUACGUGGAUUUAAAGACACGGUUGGUGAGAACUUCAUCUUCUCUAUUUGGAAAAGCAUAUUCAAAUAGACAUCCUGUUUAUUUGUCCAACUUAGAGCUUUAUGAUGCAAACUGUCAUGUCUAAUGAAAGGCUAGUUGUUCUCAACCUUUUUUUUUAUUUUUUUAAACAAGGACCUCACUAAGACUAAGCUUACAAAGAACCAUCAUACCAAACACCCAUCCAAACUGGUUUUUAAUGUGCGAUACAAGCCAACCUCGAGCUUCUGAAAAGUUCUUCCUCAAACCUCAAUCCUGCUGAGAUCAAUAACUCGAAUCCAAGAAAUUCAAAGGAACUCUGCCAAUUCCUGCAAAACCUGGACAUUGACGUUAAACCAAAUAUUAGUCGGAGUGUUUAUGUACAUUUCAGCUUGUAUGUAUAAUUUUGACUGAUCGAUAAAUUCAAACCUAUAUUCCCAGUUUCCUGUUCUUAAAAUGUAUCAAGAUUAUUUAUUGUGUCAUCAUUGCACCCUGCAA
Messenger RNA from Fundulus heteroclitus (mummichog), 4110 nucleotides. RefSeq lists its product as uncharacterized. The record is from RefSeq and is a predicted model, not a curated record. NCBI's taxonomy places the organism in Eukaryota, Metazoa, Chordata, Actinopteri, Cyprinodontiformes, Fundulidae. Gene Ontology annotation, biological process: negative regulation of mRNA splicing, via spliceosome. Gene Ontology annotation, molecular function: mRNA binding. The transcript has 14 exons. The coding region runs from base 639 to 1943 and encodes 434 amino acids. Gene Ontology annotation, cellular component: cytoplasm; nucleus.